CAAAACCAGGACAUCUCAAAGUCUUCAACUUGGCCUGCACAACUGCUUAUCAGCGACCGACUACUAACAAACAUCACUGUUUGUGUACACGCCAAAAGACCAAACUGUUCGGCUGUGCAAGAGAAGGAGGGGGAGGUGGGACGCACAUCUAUAAAGUCAUCGGGCUGCACAUAUGGGGCCACAUUAACAGAGAGACUCCAGACUGACGGCUCCUGCGUGAAUCUCCGAGGACGAUCACCGAAACACUUUGCGAAGGAGUGAUACACUGGAUGAAUAAUUUUUACACUUCUGGAGGAUUAUUCAUUUUCUUAAGCUGCAUUUUGUUUUUAGAAGAAGAGGCUGGAUAAUGGAUGUAUACAUUUUGAUUUCCGCGUUAUCAGUGAUGUACUCCUGGAUUUUGUGCACAGUGCUAUCAGCGCCUUCUGGAGAGACACCUACUGACUCCCCCGCCACCCAGGGGCGCCAUGUGCGGACCAAACGCUGCUCCUGCGCCACUUUCCUGGACAAGGAGUGCGUCUACUUCUGCCACCUGGACAUCAUAUGGGUCAACACGCCUGAGCGCGUGGUCUCUUACGGACUGGGCAACGCUCCCAGGACGAGGCGCGCGGUCGCAGAGUCCAUUGCAUCCAGCAGCGGACCUCGUUGCCAGUGUCUUCACGAGAACGACAACACCUGCAGAAACUUCUGCCGGCUUGAGAAACGCCCCAGGUAUGAAACAUCGCCAGACACGGUGAUCCGCUCUGCCCAGGGCGAUACUUGUGUUGGGGCUCAGUGCAAAAACAAGCUGGCAGCCGACACGGACAGGAUUAAGAGGACGAAGAACAGAAACAAGAAACGGGUGUCACCUCUAGCAAUCGUGACUGCCUUGAAAACCCGCCUGCUGCUCGAGAAGUGGAUGGUGAGACAGCGUCACCGGGCGAGAGCAUGGGAGGGCGAGAGCACGGCCUCCUAAAGACAACAGAAACUCCUCACCUUGUCAUACAGAGGGGGAAAGGCUUUCAUAACCAUGGGCCCUUCUCUAAAGCAAUCGGCCUGUGGGGGAUCCCUGUGGAAGACAACGGAGAGCCCAAAAAAAGGCCGGCAAACACACUCCGUGGCUGCGGUGUCAGACGGUGUCUGCAGCAGAGCAGAGAGCAAUUACGACUCGACUUGACUUGCACGUCAUCAGAAAAGAGGAACGAGGUCAGAGACAAGACAGGGAGUUCAGGUGAAAGGAGAUAAGCUGAACAGAGGACUUUGCCACCAGGUCUGCAACAUCAAGGACAUUCAUUGAGCUUGUAGGUGUUCAGGGUCAAACUCAGUCACUGUGACUCCUUCGGACUCAAAAGCAACAACAAAAAAAACAUGCAUCUCAAAACAUUACUGGAAGGAUUUACUUUGAAUCCCUCUUGUUACAGAAAAUAAAAAUCACUGCUGUAUAUGAAUGAAGACAGUCCUACAUAUAUUUCAAAAUGCCAUUAUUUAUCUCACUCACAGUUGCAAAAAAAAAAAAAAAAAAAAAAAAAA
Molecule: messenger RNA, 1506 nt
Organism: Micropterus salmoides (largemouth bass)
Lineage: Eukaryota; Metazoa; Chordata; Actinopteri; Centrarchiformes; Centrarchidae
Gene: edn1
Product: endothelin 1
Exons: 5
Coding region: 347-952 (201 amino acids)
Biological process (GO): regulation of vasoconstriction; intracellular calcium ion homeostasis; regulation of systemic arterial blood pressure by endothelin
Cellular component (GO): extracellular region
Molecular function (GO): endothelin A receptor binding; hormone activity; endothelin B receptor binding
Source: RefSeq, a predicted model, not a curated record